Molecule: messenger RNA, 521 nt
Organism: Daphnia magna
Lineage: Eukaryota; Metazoa; Arthropoda; Branchiopoda; Diplostraca; Daphniidae
Exons: 3
Coding region: 81-368 (95 amino acids)
Source: RefSeq, a predicted model, not a curated record
GGAUUUCGAAUUUUGCUUCGUAUGGCUCCGAAUUUCAUCUGACAGUGGGGUAACAAAAACAGACCGCCCCCAUCAGCUAAAUGAUCGUCGAAUGGAUAACUGUUGCAAUGGGUAUCCUGAUUUCCUGCUAUCAUUCAUGCUGUAGACCUAAAAUUGCAAAUGGAGAAUCCAUCAACCCUUAUGCAUCGGAAUACAGAAGGAGGUCAGAACAAGAUGUAAUGAGAGAAAGACAAAUUCGAGAUGAAGUCUGUGGUCUACUUGCUCCUUGCUCACCAACGUGCAGUAAUUCUAGAAAAGCAGAUAUCAUAAAAAAGCCAGAGAAAGGAAUAAUGUUUUAUUCAUGCACCACUUAUGAAUUUGUGAAAUAGUUUUCCACAUCUAUGCUCAACAAUCACUUAGCUCAACUUUUUUUUUUAAAUUCAUGACACAUAAUUGAUGUUUCUUUUCGCAACUUUUCCAUGAAAAUUUUACAAGUUGUAUCAACAAAAUGACAAUAUUUCAAAUUUGAAGCGAAAAAACCA